Messenger RNA from Pistacia vera, 1054 nucleotides. Its product is annotated as probable E3 ubiquitin-protein ligase RHA4A. Gene Ontology annotation, biological process: protein ubiquitination. The coding region runs from base 137 to 844 and encodes 235 amino acids. Gene Ontology annotation, molecular function: transferase activity. The transcript is spliced from 3 exons. The record is from RefSeq and is a predicted model, not a curated record. Lineage: Eukaryota; Viridiplantae; Streptophyta; Magnoliopsida; Sapindales; Anacardiaceae.
UAUUAUUUCUGUGUCUCCCACUGCAACACCUCUCCAUAAAUACACUCAACAAGGCCUUGGUGCCUCUACUAUCUUGAUUUUCAAUUCUUGGAGAGUAAAUCUGUCAGGUUUUUUGAAGUUUUGAGAACUUGGAUUGAUGGGGAUGCCUCAAAGUCCAACUACUACUCCUCAUCUGUAUCCUCAAGCCCUGCAACUUAAACUUUACCAGGCUUUCAUUUUCUCAAUUCCUAUACUCUUCUCCAUUAUUCUCUUCUUGUUAUUUUACUUGUUCUACCUGAAGAGAAGGGCUUCCAGUCUCUCCUCAGCUCCAAUACUUCCAACAAGUUCUAAUCAGGCUUCUCCAUUUAUCCAUGACCAUCUUCCUUGUCAGAUGGGUUGGGAUGGGGAGAUCCAAGGCAAGCUUCCAAUUAUUUUAUUUGAUGAAGAACUAAGGAAAAGGGAUUCACAGUGCUGUGUCUGUCUGGGUGAAUUCGAGAUGAAAGAGGAGUUGCUCCAAGUUCCAUUAUGCAAACAUGUGUUUCAUAUUGAAUGCAUACAUCACUGGCUUCAUUCAAACACAACUUGUCCACUUUGUAGAUGCUCAGUCAUCCCUGUUACCAAGCUCUCCAAUCCAGCGACCCCUAGUGAAUCCGAAUCACAACAACGAGAAGGCGCUAACUCCAACGAUAAUCAACCGAACAUUCAAUCAGAACAACAACAACAACAACAACAGCAACAACAAUUAGAUGGUGAUGAUGGUAGCUCAGAUAUUGCUAAUGCAUGUAGAGAUCAGCUAGUUAUACGAAUUGAAGGCUCAUCAAGUGCAAGUACUUCUCUAAAUAGCUCUGGAAGAUUGUCUGAGUAGAAUUCAUCUAAUCAAGAAUCGGUAGUUUUCCCCGGCAAGAGUACAAAUUCAUGAAUGUUGAACCAAAUUAUGCCUAGAACUCAAGUAGGAAUGAAAGAUGGACUAGGAUAUACAAAAUUUUUGCACCAUAAAUCUGAAUGCAUAAUAUUCUUUAAGCUAUAUCAAUUAAUAUCAAGCUUUCUGAAGGCACAUUCAUCGGAGGACAUUAAU